Molecule: messenger RNA, 1699 nt
Organism: Peromyscus eremicus (cactus mouse)
Lineage: Eukaryota; Metazoa; Chordata; Mammalia; Rodentia; Cricetidae
Gene: Mras
Product: muscle RAS oncogene homolog
Exons: 6
Coding region: 220-846 (208 amino acids)
Biological process (GO): signal transduction
Cellular component (GO): plasma membrane
Molecular function (GO): GTP binding; GTPase activity; GDP binding
Source: RefSeq, a predicted model, not a curated record
UGGCCCGCUCGGUGCUCGCCGUGCUGCGCUGCACCCGGGUGCCUGGCUCUGGCUGUGGGUGGCCUCUGCCCCCCACCAGCCACCCCAGCGUAGCGGUGCGCGGUAAAGUCGCUAGCCACCGCGACCUCGCUGGGGAGGGCCUGGCCACCGGUCAAACAGACUCCUUUGAUUGUAGUCACCCCGGGGUUCCUCGGCUGCCCGGGUUUGACCACCAGAAGCAUGGCAACCAGUGCUGUUCCCAGUGACAACCUCCCCACCUAUAAACUGGUAGUGGUGGGAGACGGAGGUGUGGGCAAGAGUGCCCUCACCAUCCAGUUUUUCCAGAAGAUCUUUGUGCCUGACUACGACCCCACCAUUGAAGACUCGUACCUGAAGCAUACGGAGAUUGACAAUCAGUGGGCCAUUUUGGAUGUUCUAGACACAGCUGGGCAGGAGGAGUUCAGCGCCAUGCGGGAACAGUACAUGCGCACUGGGGAUGGCUUCCUCAUCGUGUUCUCCGUCACCGACAAGGCCAGCUUCGAGCACGUGGACCGCUUCCACCAGCUCAUUCUGCGUGUCAAGGACAGGGAGUCAUUUCCAAUGAUCCUCGUGGCCAACAAGGUGGAUUUGAUGCAUCUGAGGAAAAUCACCAGGGAGCAAGGAAAAGAAAUGGCGACCAAACACAAUAUCCCAUAUAUAGAAACCAGUGCCAAGGACCCGCCUCUCAACGUGGACAAAGCCUUCCAUGACCUCGUCAGAGUAAUUAGGCAACAGAUUCCAGAGAAAAGCCAGAAGAAGAAAAAGAAAACAAAAUGGCGAGGAGACCGGGCCACCGGCACUCACAAACUUCAGUGUGUGAUCUUGUGACUGCCUGAGACCCUGGGCAGAGCAACCAUGAACUGCCAGCCCCCGGGACCAGCCCACUGCCUAACUGCACUGAGAACCAUUUCUAACCACAGCCCUUGGCUCUGGGCACAGGAAGAGAGCAAGGGAGGAUGGGCAGGAGCAGACAGGGUCUGGCUUUGCCACCUCUCCCAGGAGACAAGCCACAGCUUCCAAGCCCUUCGUGUGUGUUGAUUAAGCCCAGUUCCCAGCCUCUUGGUGGGUGUGUUGUUUCUUUUAAGUACACAGGGCUGGUUUGCUGUGGAAGUGUUUAUCCACACACAAGGUACCAAACAAGCCAUGAACAAGCUUCCUCCCCGGCCCUGUCCCCGGUGUCUGAGCUCUGAUGUCUUUUUGUAGAUUUUUAAAUUAUUUGAGUAAUGAUUAUUUUAUUAAAGAGGUCUGUGCCCACUGCCUGAUGAAGUCUUCGGCAGACCUCUCAGCUAGCAUCUGGAACAGUGCUCUUGUCUUUUUAACUGAGAGUUCCUAGCAGUGCCAAACUCCAUCCAGGAUGAACAACAGGGAUGGCGGAAGUUAGCUGAGGCCUUGGCGGAAGCCCGAGGUGGAGUUAAACCCAGGAAGCAAACAGACCCCAGAGACUGGAGAGAGGGAGAUGGAUUUAUCUGGAGGACUUCUGGUGUGGUUGAAAAAGCAGAGAUUAGAGAAGAAAAUCCCCUCACUGCUACCCCCCCCCAACCCCCACAGCCACUGAAGUGAGAGCUAGCUGGGACCAUCUCACCCCAGAGGGCAUUUCCUUAUCCCGAAAGCGGGUGAGGCAAGUGGCUGGCUUUGCAAAAGCGUUCAUUUACUUUUUAGGCAGUGGGUAGAUUCUGUGUUC